Scheffersomyces stipitis CBS 6054 is the source of this 462-nucleotide messenger RNA. It is a transcript of the gene PAM18, whose product is annotated as Pam18p. Gene Ontology annotation, molecular function: ATPase activator activity. The coding region runs from base 1 to 462 and encodes 153 amino acids. Gene Ontology annotation, biological process: protein import into mitochondrial matrix. The transcript has a single exon. NCBI's taxonomy places the organism in Eukaryota, Fungi, Ascomycota, Pichiomycetes, Serinales, Debaryomycetaceae. Gene Ontology annotation, cellular component: PAM complex, Tim23 associated import motor. The record is from RefSeq and is a predicted model, not a curated record.
AUGGAUAUUCCCACGUUGGCCAUUCCCGGCGAUAACGGCAGUCAGAUACAAUCGCAGCAGCCUAUGUAUACUGGACAUUUGCAAAGAAAGCAGGCACCUGAGGGUUCUGCUGAAUGGUAUUUCGACCAAGCAGGAGACUGGAUGGGUAACCAUCCGUGGAUUACGGGUCUUGGCUUGUUUGGAGUGGCGUAUUUUGCAUCUGGGUUUGUGAAAUCGAACCAGCCAGGACUUAAUGGCAAGGCAUUUAUCAAGGGUGGCUUUGGACAGAAAAUGACUGCUAAAGAGGCCCUUCAGAUUUUGAACUUGAAGGAGACCAAUUUGUCCAAGUUGAAGUUGAAGGAGCAGCACAGAAAGUUGAUGAUGGCCAACCAUCCAGAUAAAGGUGGUUCUUCGUUCUUGGCCACCAAGGUGAAUGAGGCUAAGGAUUUCUUAGAGAAGAGAGGAGGCUUGAAGGCAAAGUAG